UUAUGGUUGUAGGGCUCAUGGAGGACGACGGGGAGGAGAUCGACUACCCGGAGAUUACUCGCGGCGGCGGCGGCGGCGGCGAUCAAUCGCUCCCGACGUGCGUGGUUUGCAUCGAGACCCUGGGGCGCCAUGGCGGCCCAGCCUCGCUACCCUGCGGCCACAAUGGAUGCCUCCAGUGUCUCCAAAAGGUCCAGAGACACUCGCAAUCGCCGCUUUGCCCUGUCUGCCGGACGCCAUUCGAUGCCGAGAUGAAUUUGGGGCCGAAUUUGGAGCUCAAGGAAGCAAUUCGCCAGGCACACGCAAGGAAGAUGGAUAGAAGCUCAGGUACGCCACCGAAGGAGGAGGGGGUCUAUCCGAAAAUCCACCAGCAGCACCAGCAGCCAGCACCAGAGAUCACUAUAAGGAAUCUCUUCGCUGGUUUGUAUGCGAUUGUCACGGGGGCAGCGAGCAAGAAGAGCAGUGGUAGCAGUGAUCGUCGCAGGGCAGAGGCAGAAGAUGGUCCUCCGGAGGAUUUAUGGGGGAGUGUCUUGCUACCCAGCGCUCCUCCACUUUUCUCCUCCAGCGCUGUUGACGAUGUUAGAGCGACCAAAACUCUGCUCGAGGCCGAGCCUCCACAGUGGCUUCCAGACAGCUCCGCAACGUCGUGUAUGCAGUGUGAUGCAAGCUUCCGGCCAGUGACUUGUGGAAGGCACCACUGCCGGUUUUGUGGAGGGAUUUUCUGCCGCUACUGCUCCAGGGGCCGCUGCUUGCUGCCGAUGAAGUUCCGAGAGCGAGAGCCUCAGCGGGUCUGCGAUGCUUGCUACGAGAGACUGGAGCCAGUCCAGAGAAUUUUGGUGGAGCGAGUGAGCAAUGCCUCUCAGGUGGCGACGCACGACGUGACGGAUUUUAGCUGCAUGAGAAGCUGGCUCAACAGCCCCUUGGGCCUCUCGAUGGAGCAGGAGAUCUACAAAGCUACAAACGCUUUGCGAAGCUAUGCAAAGUUUGGAGGCUUGAAACCUGAGAAGGCAAUACCCGAAAAGGUGCUGAGAGGCGCCAAGGGAGUGGCAGUGUUAACCAUCGCGAAAGCUGGCGUUGUUGUCACGUAUAAGCUUGGAACGGGACUCGUGAUCGCGAGGCGUGAGGAUGGGACAUGGUCGGCUCCUUCUGCGAUUGCUUGUGCCGGGCUUGGAUGGGGAGCUCAAGCAUGUGUUCUAUCAUUUCUCGUUUUCUCUCUUGUGCUAACAGGACUCACUUUCCAGAUGGGAGGAGAGCUCACGGACUUCAUACUCGUUCUUCGUAGCCCCGAGGCUGUGAGGGCCUUCAGCGGACGAAUCCAUUUCGCUCUGGGAGCUGAGCUGAGCGCCGUCGCCGGUCCCGUGGGACGACUCGCGGAAGCUGAUGUUCGAGCUGGCGACGGUGGCACUGCUGCUUGCUACUCCUACAGCUUAAGCAAAGGGGCGUUUGUGGGGGUCUCGGUCGAAGGGAGCGUUGUGACGCGAAGAUCCGACACGAACGCUCGUUUCUAUGGCGAUUCUUACGUGACAGCCGCAGACAUUCUCUCGGGAGCUUAUCCAGCGCCAAGAGCAGCGUACCCAUUAUACGAAGCUCUUCACGAUCUCUUCUAUUGAAAAGCUGUGCAUAGGUAGUAUGUAAAUGGUGUUCUUUGUAAAUACACGCAAGAUUUGUUCUAUGGGAAAA
Molecule: messenger RNA, 1677 nt
Organism: Selaginella moellendorffii
Lineage: Eukaryota; Viridiplantae; Streptophyta; Lycopodiopsida; Selaginellales; Selaginellaceae
Exons: 4
Coding region: 3-1607 (534 amino acids)
Molecular function (GO): metal ion binding; phosphatidylinositol binding
Source: RefSeq, a predicted model, not a curated record